UAAACGGUGUUAUCUUGACCCCUUUAUAAUCUGGCGUCAUUCAGAGGACUUUCCGAGCCAAUAUGAGGCCAUGAAAGUGGAAACACCCCCUCAUGAAGGCCAUUAUCAAUUUUCCAAACUCUCAUGAGUCCUUUCAAACCCUGCAAAAGAAGAUUAAAGUAUGAGAGAAGAUAGAGAAGCCAACGAAGACUGAGUCAUAAAUGUACAGUUCCAUUGUAUGAAAAACCGAACCAGACAUUUAAAGUCCUGCUUUUUCUGUCCAGAAUUGGAGGUUUCGUAAAAGUGUUACUUUUUUCUCCACCCUUUUUCUGUCUCCGAGCGAGGAUAAAUUGGAAGCAGUAUGGGAAUAAUCUCUCAAGUCUGAAGCAAGAAGAGUCGUCGUCCUUUAGCAUUUUGUUGCACAAAUGGCAGGAGGGUCAUUUACACAAGGUGCUGUGACGAGAGAGAGAGCAGCGCAAUACAAAGGGAGAGUUACAGCUUAUGUCGUCAUCAGCUGCAUUGUUGCUGCCACUGGAGGGUCUCUCUUCGGCUAUGAUAUUGGGAUUUCAGGGGGGGUGACUUCGAUGGACGAGUUUCUCCAGGAAUUCUUCCCGUCAGUAUACAGAAGUAGAGAGCAUGCACAGGAAAACAAUUAUUGCAAGUACGACAAUCAAAAUCUUGCAUUGUUCACCUCUUCUCUCUACCUUGCUGGUUUAGUUGCAUCUCUAUUGGCAUCUCCAGUAACAAGGAAGUACGGGCGAAGGGCAAGUAUAAUUGGUGGUGGAAUCUGCUUUCUUAUCGGAUCGGUUCUCAAUGCAGCAGCUGUUAAUCUGGCCAUGCUUCUCCUAGGUAGAAUCAUGCUUGGUGUUGGCAUUGGAUUUGGAAACCAGGCAAUUCCUCUGUACUUGUCAGAGAUGGCACCAACCCACUUGCGAGGUGGCCUGAACAUGAUGUUUCAAGUGGCGACAACUUUAGGAAUCUUCACAGCCAACAUGGUCAACUAUGGAACGCAGAAGCUUCACCCAUGGGGGUGGAGGCUCUCAUUGGGUCUAGCUGUUAUACCAGCUACUGCAAUGACAGUGGGCGGAAUUUUCCUUCCUGAUACGCCAAACAGCUUAAUAGAAAGAGGAUUAACAGAAAAGGGAAGAAAGCUACUUGAAAAGAUCAGAGGAACCCAAGAUGUUGAUGCAGAGUUCCAAGACAUCAUCGAUGCGAGCAAGAUCGCAAACUCAAUAGAGCAUCCCUUUCGAAACAUGCUGGAAAGGAGGAACAGGCCAGAGUUGGUCAUGUCAAUUCUCAUGCCGACGUUUCAGAUCCUUACUGGAAUAAAUUCAAUUCUGUUUUACGCUCCUGUACUGUUCCAGAGUAUGGGAUUCGGAAGGAAUGCUGCUCUAUAUUCAUCUGCUUUGACAGGAGGAGUUCUUGCUUCCUCAACAUUUAUUUCUAUUGCAACGGUUGACAGAUUGGGACGCAGGGCUCUGCUCAUCAGUGGUGGAAUACAAAUGAUCAUAUGCCAGGUCAUAGUAGCAGUAAUAUUGGGGCUAAAGUUCGGAGACAAUCGGGACCCGUCUACGAGUUACUCAAUAGUAGUUGUAGUUAUGAUUUGCCUCUUUGUCGUAGCUUUCGGAUGGUCAUGGGGUCCCCUAGGGUGGACAGUUCCAAGUGAGAUAUUCCCAUUGGAGAUCCGAUCGGCAGGACAGAGCGUCACAGUUGCAGUAAAUCUUCUGUUCACAUUCAUAAUUGCUCAAAGCUUGCUUUCCCUCCUCUGUUCCUUAAAGUAUGCAUUGUUUCUCUUCUUUGCGGGCUGGAUCACCAUCAUGACCAUUGUAGUCUUCCUUUUUCUACCUGAAACCAAAGGAGUUCCCAUUGAAGAAAUGGUCUUUUUAUGGAGGAAGCACUGGUUCUGGAAAAGGUUAGUGCCUCCUCCAUUCCCGGAAGCUGAUGCAACUGAUGUGUAAGGUAUACUGUUUCAGUCAUCCUAGACUAAGGUCUACAGAUUAUCAUACUUUUACAUACAAUGUGUAACGAGAUGUAUACAUAUUGAAUCUAGUCAUAGAAUGUAUUGUGUUAUCAUGUAUUUUAAGAAUUUCCCCGUCUUAGAGACUAGCUUCAAAAGUCGGCAAAAA
This is a messenger RNA of Neltuma alba, 2105 nucleotides long. RefSeq names its product sugar carrier protein A-like. The record is from RefSeq and is a predicted model, not a curated record. Bases 405 to 1937 code for a protein of 510 amino acids. Gene Ontology annotation, molecular function: monosaccharide transmembrane transporter activity. Gene Ontology annotation, cellular component: membrane. NCBI's taxonomy places the organism in Eukaryota, Viridiplantae, Streptophyta, Magnoliopsida, Fabales, Fabaceae. Gene Ontology annotation, biological process: monosaccharide transmembrane transport. The transcript is spliced from 4 exons.